Messenger RNA from Homarus americanus (American lobster), 1125 nucleotides. RefSeq names its product SUMO-specific isopeptidase USPL1-like. The record is from RefSeq and is a predicted model, not a curated record. The transcript is spliced from 5 exons. Lineage: Eukaryota; Metazoa; Arthropoda; Malacostraca; Decapoda; Nephropidae. Bases 1 to 1125 code for a protein of 374 amino acids.
AUGGUGUGUUUUGAAAGUGACUCAGAAGCUGGCGACACAGAGAGAAAGCGUAAAAGUUGUGUCAGGGCAGUGGUUGAAGCACCAGUGUCAGUAACAACACAGCAUGAAGCACCAGUGUUAGUAACAACACAGCAUGAAGCACCAGUGUUAGUAACAACACAGCAUGAAGCACCAGUGUCAGUAACAACACAGCAUGAAGCACCAGUGUUAGUAACAACACAGCAUGAAGCACCAGUGUCAGUAACAACACAGCAUGAAGCGCCAGUGUCAGUAACAACACAGCAUGAAGCACCAGUGUCAGUAACAACACAGCAUGAAGCACCAGUGUUAGUAACAACACAGCAUGAAGCACCAGUGUUAGUAACAACACAGCAUGAAGCACCAGUGUCAGUAACAACACAGCAUGAAGCACCAGUGUUACAUGAAGCACCAGUGUUAGUGCAUGAAGCACCAGUAACAACACAGCAUGAAGCACCAGUGUUAGUAACACAGCAUGAAGCACCAGUAACAACACAGCAUGAAGCAUCAGUGUUAGUAACAGCACAGUGUGAAGCACCACAUGAAGCACCAGUGUUAGUAACAACACAGCAUGAAGCACCAGUGUCAGUAACAACACAGCAUGAAGCACCAGUGCCAGUAACAACACAGCAUGAAGCACCAGUGUCAGUAACAACACCGCAUGCAGCACCAGUGUCAGUAACAACACAGCAUGAAGCACCAGUGUUAGUAACAACACAGCAUGCAGCACCAGUGUCAGUAACAACACAGCAUGAAGCACCAGUGUCAGUAACACAGCAAGCACCAGUGUCAGUAACAACACAGCAUGAAGCACCAGUGUUAGUAACAACACAGCAUGAAGCACCAGUGUUAGUAACAACACAGCAUGAAGCACCAGUGUUAGUAACAACACAGCAUGAAGCACCAGUGUGUAAAGAUUUCCAGUGUUGCAAAAAUAUCAAGUACAAACUCCUCAAUAUACCUCGGCCGUAUUGUUUCCCAGAUCUGUUUAACACAGUUGGCCAGAUCUUCAUACACAUUCCUCCAGAUAUCCAGACCGGCUCAUCCGGUUUUCUUGUCCCAGACCAUCUAACACAGUGCUCCGGACAUCCAUAUAUACUAACAUAA